AUGUUUGAUUCAUUAAUGCCACGUAAAUAUGCUAAAGUAAUAAUGGAAGAUUUUCAGGUAUUUCGUGAACGUCUACAAUAUGUAAAUACAUCACAUAAAGGUGAUGAUGAUUUACAGAUGACAGUUUUUCGUCCAUUACAUGUUGAAAGAAUGGAAAAUGCUUCAAUUUUAUUUGCUGAUAUUGUUGGUUUUACACAUUUGUCAUCAAAUAAAAGUGCAUCACAAUUAGUAUCAUUAUUAUCCGAUUUAUAUGGACGAUUUGAUGAUUUAUGUGUGAAAAUGUCAUGUGAAAAAAUAGCCAGAUUAGAUGUUUGUUAUUAUUGUGUUACUGAUUGUCCUGAACCGUGA
Rotaria sp. Silwood1 is the source of this 348-nucleotide messenger RNA. NCBI's taxonomy places the organism in Eukaryota, Metazoa, Rotifera, Eurotatoria, Philodinida, Philodinidae. The record is from the annotation of a GenBank genome assembly.